Messenger RNA from Vitrella brassicaformis, 671 nucleotides. The record is from the annotation of a GenBank genome assembly. Lineage: Eukaryota; Vitrellaceae.
CUAUUCUCUAUCCAUACAAGUCCAUCCCUGCAGCCUGGCCAGGCUGCAGGCCCUUCAAUCAAUGAAUGACGCAGGCAGGCCUGGCUACCCUCUUCAUGCAUGCUUCCCAUUUGUCUGUCCAUCAAUCCAUCACACCUUCAUGCCAUCGAGGAUGGCCUGCGCAUCGCAAGACACACACACACACACACACACAGCGUCUCCAAGGGCCGUACGUACGGAGUGCAUGUGCAGUGUGUGUACCUUGGCUUGUUUGAGCGCCUCUAUUUCCUGGUCCCUGGCCGUCUGGCGAAUGUCGAAGUUCUUCAUAAUGAAGUCACACGACUGGUGCACACUGCCGGCAUAGCUGGCCAACUGCUCCAGGUCGGUCAUGACCCCCGCAUGGUCCUGCUUGGCCUGAGUGAGGUCCAUCUCUGCCGUGGCCUUGCUCUCCGACUUGUUGGUGAUGUCCCGCUGCUUUGCCUCGAUGUCCGCAUUAGAAUCCUGACAUGAAGCAUGUACAGCACACACACAUGCUAGAUGGAGGGCGUUGUGUCUCUGUGCAUCAUAUACAUUCAGUACUCACCUUGACGAACGUUUCGUAUGCGGCCUGUGCGUCCUGUUCCGCGUUGACGGCCUCCUUCUCCAUGUCGGCGGCGUCAUGUGUAUCUGCUCCAGCAUGGAUAUGACCCCAC